Messenger RNA from Drosophila innubila, 2072 nucleotides. It is a transcript of the gene black, whose product is annotated as cysteine sulfinic acid decarboxylase. Lineage: Eukaryota; Metazoa; Arthropoda; Insecta; Diptera; Drosophilidae. The record is from RefSeq and is a predicted model, not a curated record. The transcript has 3 exons. Gene Ontology annotation, molecular function: carboxy-lyase activity; pyridoxal phosphate binding. Gene Ontology annotation, cellular component: cytoplasm. The coding region runs from base 155 to 1870 and encodes 571 amino acids. Gene Ontology annotation, biological process: carboxylic acid metabolic process.
GUGAACUUCAGAAUCAUUGUCAAGUGCCCAACAUUAGCCAGGAUCCGUUGUAACCAAGACAACAGACAGCAGAGGCCAAGCGAACGAAUUAACGAAUCAAGGAAUCCAACAAUCAGUUCAGUGAUCAGACACAGAUUUUAGUGGUGCCAACAAAAUGCUGGCCAGUGAAAAUUUUCCCACUCAUCACUUCAAGAAUUCUAUAUAUAAGCCGUACAAUGCGGCCACCGCGCCCAACGUUGAGGAUUUGGCAAGCGUUUCCAAGACAUUGACAUUAACCACGUCGUCAUCGAAUGAUGCAGUUGUGAUUGACACACCAUCCAACAGCAACAUUAAUAAGAACAAUACCAACCACACCACCAAUAACAACAACAACAAUUGCAGUGUCAAUGGUUUGUCCAAAUUUGUGGCUAGCCAUCCGGCAGCUGAAUUCGAGGGCUUCAUUCGCGCCUGCGUGGAUGAGAUCAUACAGCUGGCAGUAUUUCAGGGCACAAAUCGCUCAUCCAAGGUUGUAGAAUGGCAUGAGCCCGCCGAGCUGCGUCAGUUGUUUGAUUUUGAGCUACGGGAUAAGGGCGAGUCGCAGGAUAAGCUGCGUCAGCUGCUGCGGGAAACGAUACGGUUUUCGGUGAAGACAGGACAUCCGUAUUUCAUCAAUCAGCUGUACUCGGGCGUCGAUCCCUAUGCCCUGGUCGGCCAAUGGCUCACCGAUGCCCUCAAUCCCAGUGUCUACACCUAUGAGGUGGCGCCCGUUUUCACGCUGAUGGAGGAGCAAGUUUUGGCCGAAAUGCGACGCAUUGUGGGAUUCCCCGAAAACGGACAUGGCGAUGGCAUCUUCUGCCCAGGCGGCUCGAUAGCCAACGGUUAUGCAAUCAGCUGUGCGCGUUACAAAUAUGCGCCCGAAUCCAAGACAAAGGGACUAUUCAGUGCCAAGCCGUUGAUUAUAUUCACAUCGGAGGAUGCACAUUACUCGGUGGAGAAGUUGUCCAUGUUUAUGGGCUUUGGUAGCGAACAUGUGCGCAAGAUAGCCACCAAUGAGGUGGGGAAAAUGCGACUUAGCGAUUUAGAGGACCAGAUACAAUUGUGCUUGGACAACAAUUGGCAACCACUGAUGGUAUCUGCCACAGCUGGCACCACUGUACUGGGUGCUUUUGACGAGUUGACGGGCAUCUCCGAGCUCUGCCGCAAGCACAACAUGUGGAUGCACGUGGACGCGGCCUGGGGCGGAGGUGCACUUAUGUCUAAGAAGUAUCGUCAUCUGCUCAAUGGUAUUGAACGUGCCGAUUCGGUUACAUGGAAUCCCCACAAGCUGCUGUCAGCUUCGCAGCAGUGCUCGACUUUCCUGACGCGUCACUCUCAGAUUCUGGGCCAAACCCAUUCAACGAAUGCAACCUAUUUGUUCCAAAAGGACAAGUUCUACGACACCUCCUAUGAUACCGGAGACAAGCACAUUCAAUGCGGUCGUCGGGCCGAUGUCUUCAAAUUCUGGUUCAUGUGGAAAGCCAAGGGCAGCAAGGGUUUCGAAGCGCAUGUGGAGCAGGUCUUUAGCAUGGCCGAGUUCUUUACCGCCAAGCUGCGUGAGCGUCCUGGUUUCGAGCUUGUCCUGCAGCAACCAGAGUGCACCAACAUCACAUUCUGGUAUGUGCCCCCCAGCCUAAGGCAAAUGGAACGCAAUCAGGAAUUCUUCGACAAGCUGCACAAGGUGGCGCCCAAGGUCAAGGAGGCCAUGAUUAAGAGCGGCUCCAUGAUGAUCACAUAUCAACCGCUGCGCCAGUUGCCCAAUUUCUUCCGUCUUGUGCUGCAAAACUCCUGUCUCGAAGAAUCCGAUAUGAUAUAUUUCCUUAACGAGAUCGAAUCUCUGGCUCAAAAAUUGUAGGUUGUAGUACAAUACAAAUCUGCAUUACGGUGGCUUUGAUGUAUUAAGGAACAUUCUUCAUAGGCAAAUGCUGUACAUAUUAUACAUGGUAUUUUAACUGGUAUUAACUCGCGAUUAUCACUUCACAUCGUUACAAAAUUGUUAGUAGUUUAAGAUGAUACAUUAAUAAACAUUUAGAACAAGCCAAACACUUGAAUAUAUA